CGACUGAGUCCGGAUCCGGCAGUAGUGGUGCAUCAGAAACAGCUCCGGGAAGGAAACAACUAAUGCAAUAAGAAAAUAAGUGGAAUAAAACGACUAUUAAGUUAAUGUUUUAAGUGUUACAAUGUGUGUUGUAGUGUGUGGAAUAAACCUAGUAUCGUGAAAUAUGUCAACGGUACACUCGUACAGUUUUGGUGCAAUAUAAGACAAAAGUGCAUUUAAAAUAAGUUUAAAAAAUAAUAUCAAACAGCAAAAUAUCUAAAGCGCUUUCGACAUACCAAAGUGUUCUAAUAAGACCAAAACAGAAAAAAUAAAUAAAAUGAAAGUGUUUGUAUUAGUCAGCGUAGUGCUGAUCAACCUGCUGCCAGUGUAUGCCGAUCAGACGGAUUUCAAUCACAUCAAUUCGGAUGGAUCCUUUGCGUUUGGACUGAAAAACUCCGACACACCCGGGGGACACUACCAUACGGCCAGCGGUAACCCGAAAACGAUCGUGCGGGGACGCUACGGAAGCCGCCAGCCGGACACGGGGCGCGUCGAGGAAACGGUCUACACGGCGGGACCGCGCGGCUUUCGUGCCCGCGGGCCAAAGAUCCACCGCAAGCAGAGCCUAUCGCAGGUGCAACGGGGCCCGAUCGGCACCCCGGAGGAUCCGCUGGCCGACCCGUACGAUGAUCCCAGCUACGAUUUCCAGUUCAAAACACGCAACUACCAGCGGCGCGAAGGUUCGGACAGCAAUGGGCGCGUAAACGGGCUCUACACGUACAUCGACGACGUGGGAGAGAAGCACUCCGUCCGCUACUCGGCCGGCUCGGGCACCGGGUACGAGGUAGCGAACCCUGUCCCGGAUGCACCGAACACGAUCGCGUACGAAAGCCCACUGUACAAGACGCACAAGCAGGUUCGCGGCAAGGUCGCGUUCGAGAGUGGACCGAGUGGUUCGGGACAGUACAAGUUGCUCUCUGUCGGGCCCGAUCAGCGACGGGCAGAGACGACCGGUCCGGACGGUGUGACGCGCGGCUCCUACUCCUAUCUGGACGAUAAGGGUGUGCAGCGAACGGUACAGUAUAUUGCCGGUGCCGGCAUCGGUUACAAGGUGGUCCAGAGCACGGUCGGCGCUGGGACGCACCGGUUACAGCAGCCCAACUUUGGCAUUAGUCAUGUGGAGCAGAGUGAAAUUGGUGACAAUAACAAUCCUUCCUAUCAGACGGCUCCCUCGGGACCUGCCAGUGAGCGGCCCGGUACGUCCGGCGCGGGGUACGAUCAUGUCGCUCGUCCGUCCGCCGGUGGGUAUGAUGGUGGUUCGAGUCGUCCGACAGCUCCUGGUGGAUCGUACGAUCCUCCAACGGGACCAUCGGGGGCUGGCAGUAGCUACCCGGACGGACCAAAGCCAGGAAUUCCCGGCUAUCCGGAGAGCAGUCGCCCAACGGGACAAGGGUACGACGAGGAAGACUUUGACAGCAAGCGUCCUACAACGAGCUCUCCAAGCCUUCGUCCACCCACCACCGAUCGACCUACGGGACCGAGUGAUUCGAGCGAGACAUCUCGUGAAAAAUAUCCCCCCUCCAGCGAUCCUACCGACCACGAUCUGGGAGGCUAUGGGGAGGACAGCAUCAUUGGGCUGCUUCCACCCAAGUACGACUACGAAGCGCAACCGGGAGCGGGACCAAGCGCGUCCGAUCACGACGAUCACGAUACACCCUCCCUGUCCGGACCGUUCGAUGUGGCGAUCUCGAGCGGCCCUUCCGGUCCAGCCCCUUACCCAAGCUUCGGUGAAUCGGCCCCGGGCACGAACGCGUACAACUCGAACGACUUUUCCGGCUUCCCAGAGGUAACGUACGAUCAGAAAAAGCUCGAGGAGGAUCGCAAGAAGGAUUGGCGCGAUUUCGCCAAAGACUCGACGAUCAUCAAGAACGUGGGCGAUUGGUAUGUGGGGCUUGCGCCGGGCGCAUCCGUGCGGGCCCAUAUACAGAACAUCGAUCUGCUGCCGUACGGUGGGCGAGCUCCGUCGCCCGGUGACGCUUUGCGCCGUGACACGCAGGCGCAGGCCAAGUCGGACCGUUCGGGCGGUCGGAAAGCGUACGAUGGGCGGGUCAUCUCAGGUAGGGCGCUAUUAGACGGGAGAUGUGUUUUAGUGAGACGAGACUCUCUACUACCCUAUCCGACGCACAUCCGUAAAAACGCGGCUUAUAAAAACACCCAACCGGAUGAUCAUAGCAAACAGUGCAGUCGGUACAGUGUUUGCGAAGGUGUACACAGUGCGCGUCUCAUCACCAUGGCGAGUAAAAAUCCUGCGGUUGCUUGGAUAGUGUUUGGUGUCAUCGCCAGUUUGACAACGAAAGGAUACGGCUGGAAUCUUCCUGCCUCGUACUACCAGGGAGCUGGUGAUGCUGGUGCUGGUGGUGGUUACUUUGGAGGUCGUGGCGAAAGCACUCUCAACAAUCAAGGUCUAGCUGGUGCGAGUGCUGGCUCGUGGAAUGCGGGUGGCGUUGGUGGUGGUGGUGGUUUCCCUAGCCAAGGGCAAACAGGUGCAGGAGCUUCCAGUGGAGUUGAUAGGGCGGCCAGCUUCGGAGGCAAUCAGUGGAGUGCUGGUGGAGAUGGUAGAGGCCUCGGUGGAGCAGUCGCUCCCGGAGGUGUGUCAACUGGCGGCGGUGACCUUGGAGCAGGUGGAACAGGUUUUCAACAAGGAGGAGCAGGUGCGGGAGUAGGAGGUAGUGGCUCUGGAGCUCGCUUAGGUGCAGGUUCUGGAAGUGGGUUCGGAUACAACGGUCAGGCGGGUGGUUUCGGUGGUUCCAACUUCGGCCAGGGUCAGUUUGCACCUCACAACACCAAUGGAGUAGCGUCUGGUACUAGUGGCUUUGGAGGAUCUUUUGGAGGAUCUGGCGGCAAAUAUGGACCAAGUGGAUAUCAUCACGGCUAUCGCCAUCCCACGACCUACGCCGGUCGUCCAAUGACGCACAUGUAUCCGGCCGGUGGCUGGCCCUGGCACGGUGUUGGCUACGUUUAUCGUGUACCCGUCGCACACAUUAACCCGGACGGUAGCUACGGCUUCUCGUACUACACACCAAACUCAGCGCGGGAAGAAACCGGACACGCCAAUGGCAACGUGGAGGGAACGUACGGGUUUCAGAACGAUGGUGCCAAGCAUAACUUUUCGUUUAACGCAGCGCCGGAUGUAGAUUUACGUUCAAGCAUCGGUGACACACGCCUUGGUGGACUCAAUCCAGAUGAGUACGGGCCACAGUCGGUACACUCGCGGGGACGAUUGCCCCUGAUACCGGCAACAUCGGUUGAUGGAGCGGCUGAUGAGCAAACAAGAACAGCGGAUGGUUUGCCAGUGUCUGUAGAACGAUCACCUGGUGCGAACAGCUGGUCUACUAGGAGUGGCAUUGAUGGAGCAGGUUCUGAAGGUGGAUCUGAUGAUAGCUCCCUAUCUGUUGUUGGCUUACCGAAAGCCACGACCGAAGCAGGCGAUGCUUCCCAGCCUACUGCUCGUGAUCAAGUAGUGCGUGGAUCGACGGAACCCAGUGCUAACGAGUUGGAUGGUCGCAGGUUGGGAGGAUUCGACGGAACAGCAACAACCGUUCGCCCUCUAGGUGCAUCAGUGGAGCAAGUGGGUGCACGUCCUGUAAAUGAUGUUCCCUCGUACAGUAAUGAAAUUGAUCGAAACGGUGUGCAAUACAAUGGUGGAGCUAGCAAUGUUCCAGUUGAUCGAUCAUACCAGUUUGGCUACCAAACACCGGACGCAACGCGGGAAGAAACGGCCGAUCAAGCGGGCAACGUGCGUGGAUCGUUUUCGUACAACAACGAGGCAGGUCGUAAUGAUCUUCAGUAUGUGGCCGGAACAGGGAUGGGAUUCCGCCCAACCGGAGGUAGUCUAUCAGUACCGAAUGGUUUGCCUGGAGACAACGGACAACGAUUCGGUCCGGCCACUGGUGCUGGUGGAGUGUUUGGAGUUGACGGAGGCCGCUCUCUUGGGGCUGGAAGUCAAGGAGCUCAAGUCGGUGGUGGAUUAGGCGGUGCCUUCGGUGGAUCUGAGGAAGGAUUUGGAGGUGAUGGAAGAUCUGUAGCUACUGGAGGCCAAGAAGCAGCGCUAGGUGGUACAGAAGGAUCUGGAUUUGGGACAAACGGAAGGCCUUUAGCGUUUGGCAACCAAGGAUCACAGCUUGGUGGUGGAGUUGAUGGAGGAUUUGGAACAGGAGUGGGCAAUGGGUUUGGAGCUGAUGGAAGGCCUCUAGGUUCCGGUACUGGCGUUGGAGUUGAUGGAAGAGGUUUCGGAUCACAACCAGGUGGAGGGUUUGGAGCAGGAUCUGGUGCUGGUUUUGGAGCUGAUGGAAGACCAUUAGGCUUUGGCAAUCAGGGAACACAGACUAGCUCAGGAACAGGAUCUGGUGCUGGUUUUGGAGCCGAUGGAAGACCAUUAGGCUUUGGCAACCAAGGAACACAGACGGUCUCAGGAACUGGAUCUGGUGCUGGUUUUGGAGCCGAUGGAAGACCAUUAGGCUUUGGCAAUCAAGGAACACAGACGGUCUCGGGAACAGGAUCUGGUGCUGGUUUUGGAGCCGAUGGAAGACCAUUAGGCUUCGGCAAUCAGGGAACACAGACCGGUGGUGGUGGAGUUGGUGGUGCGUUUGGAACAGGAUCGGGCUCUGGUUUUGGAGCUGGUGGGUUUGGAAACCAAGGAGCAUCUGGAGCUGCCUUUGGCGCUGAUGGAAGACGUUUAGGCUUUGGAAAUCAAGGCACCCAGUUCGGAGCAGGUGGAAAUGGUGCGUCCUUCGGAGGUUCCGAUGGAAGAUCGUUCGGAUUCGGCAACCAAGGUGGACAAGGCUUUGCCACAGCCGAUAGAGGAUUGCAAGCAGCAACUACCCGUAAUCCGGUCACCAGAAGUCCCUCCGCCGGAUCAUUCGAUGGAUCCGGAUUAAGCUCUGCAGAUGAAGGGGAAGAAAGCACUACAUUAAACGCUCCAGACGAUUCAGAACAAAGGAACACGUUCGGUGGCUUUGGAGAUGUAUCUCGAGCCGGUCUCUUUACGAACGCAAACCGUCGCUUGGUACAGUGAACUAUGUAAAAACUAAUAAAAAGGCUCUUUUGGGAUUGUAUAAUUUGGAAAA
Messenger RNA from Anopheles arabiensis, 5105 nucleotides. RefSeq lists its product as uncharacterized. The record is from RefSeq and is a predicted model, not a curated record. Lineage: Eukaryota; Metazoa; Arthropoda; Insecta; Diptera; Culicidae. Gene Ontology annotation, molecular function: structural constituent of chitin-based larval cuticle. Bases 317 to 5053 code for a protein of 1578 amino acids. The transcript is spliced from 8 exons. Gene Ontology annotation, cellular component: chitin-based extracellular matrix.